Messenger RNA from Phascolarctos cinereus (koala), 4439 nucleotides. RefSeq names its product NAD kinase 2, mitochondrial (gene NADK2). The record is from RefSeq and is a predicted model, not a curated record. Lineage: Eukaryota; Metazoa; Chordata; Mammalia; Diprotodontia; Phascolarctidae. Gene Ontology annotation, molecular function: NAD+ kinase activity. Gene Ontology annotation, biological process: NAD+ metabolic process; NADP+ biosynthetic process. Gene Ontology annotation, cellular component: mitochondrion.
CUGCUGCUCCGGGGACUAGCUCACGCCCCGGCCGGGCUCCCGCCGUGGGGGGAGGGGGCGCCAACGGCUCCUGCGCUCCCGGCGAGCGGACGGACGAUGACUUGCUACCGAGGCUUCCUGCUGUGCAGCUGCCGUUGCGUGGCGGGGGGCCGGGCGGCCGCAACAGCGCGGCGGUGCCCCUUGGGGGGGGUUCCGGCGGAGAGCGCGGGCCCGCGGCUCGGCGGCGUCGGAGGCGGGGGCCGGCGGCACCUGGGGCACGGGCGGCACAGCCAAGCCUGCGAGCUGGAGGGCGGCGGCGGCGGGGGCUGCCCUGCAGGCGGGUUCCGCCCGGCCCGGGUCGUGGUCGUGGCCAAGACCACCCGCUACGAGUUCGAGCAGCAGCGGUACCGCUACGCGGAGCUCUCGGAGGAGGACCUGAAGCAGCUGCUUGCACUAAAAGGAUCCAGCUACAAUGGAUUACUUGAGCGGCAUCAUAUUCAUACCAAGAAUGUGGAACAUAUUCUGGAUAGUUUACGGAAUGAGGGAAUUGAAGUUCGUUUAGUGAAGAGGAGAGAAUAUGAUGAAGAGACUGUUCGAUGGGCAGAUGCUGUUAUAGCUGCAGGAGGUGAUGGCACAAUGCUACUGGCAGCCAGUAAGGUCUUGGACAGGUUUAAACCAGUUAUUGGAGUAAACACUGAUCCAGAACGGUCUGAGGGUCAUUUAUGUCUGCCUGUGCGAUAUACACACUCCUUUCCAGAGGCGCUACAGAAGCUUUAUCGUGGUGAGUUCAGGUGGCUAUGGAGACAGCGAAUCAGGUUAUACCUUGAAGGAACUGGAAUAAACCCAAUUCCUGUAGAUCUCCAUGAACAGCAGCUGAGUUUGGAUCAGCACAGCAAGGCUCUCAACAGCACAAGAAUUCAUGAUCAGAGAUCUGAGGUUUCUGGGCCACAACUUUUGCCAGUGAGAGCACUAAAUGAAGUCUUCAUUGGGGAGAGUCUGUCAUCCAGAAUGUCUCAUUCUUGGGCUGUCGCUGUGGACAGUGUAAGAAGAGGUAUAACCACUCUAAAGGGACUGGUGAACUAUAAAUCCUGCAAACCCAGUUUUACAUUUUCAAUUCAUAGGGCUUCCUACUAUGAAAUCUCAGUUGAUGAUGGUCCCUGGGAAAAACAGAAGAGUUCAGGACUCAAUUUGUGUACUGGGACAGGAUCAAAAGCCUGGUCGUAUAAUAUUAACAGGGUCGCAACACAAGCUGUAGAAGAUGUUUUAAAGAUUGCUAAACAGCAAGCAAAUUUGGAUCUUCCAUUGAAUAAGGAAUUAGUUGAGAAAGUAACGAAUAAGUAUAAUGAAUCUUUAUUGUAUAAUCCAGAAGAGCCAAAGAUGCUUUUCAGCAUUCGAGAACCUAUAGCAAAUCGCAUAUUCUCAAGUAGUCGUCAGCGCUGUUUCUCUUCAAAGGUUUGUGUUCGUUCUCGUUGUUGGGAUGCCUGUAUGGUUAUAGAUGGAGGAACUUCUUUUGAGUUUAAUGAUGGAGCAAUAGCUUCAAUAAUGAUCAAUAGAGAUGAUGCACUUCGAACUGUGCUUCUAGAGCAAUGAAGGACUUACUCACUGGACAGUAAAUUUUGAUCACCCCAAGAAAACUAUUUUAAUUGCAGAGACAAGACUUCAUGUCAUAGCACUGCAUUUAAAAAAAAUUGUUGAUGACUGUUCCUUACAAUUUGGAUACACAGCCAACUCUGAAAUUUGGGAGAUCUUGAGAAAACCUCUGUGGUUGAGAAAGCUUGAGAAAAAGUAUUGCCUAAGAAAAUAGAUGGACUAAAACUACAUGGAGAUCUUAGAAUUGGUGCCAGCUGUAUAACGUACAGAUGUUUUUAAGUGAUAAAACCUUUAAAUUUAAAGAGGUAGGUUCAAAUAAAAGAUUAAAUAUAUAGGGUGUGAUUUAACUAUAAUAGGGUCCCUUUACCUCUUCCCUCAUGCCCACUCCCUCCAGUAGUAUUUGAGGAUUGUUCAAACCAAACAUACUUAUCACUCAUGAAUAUUUUUUUUACAGAGAAACAACUUGAAUGUUAAGAUUUAUUGUUCUGAUGAUUAUAGAUAAUUUUUAUAAAUCCUGACAUUGACCUGUUUGAAAUAGGUAAAUGUUUUUUAUAUGUACUUUUAAGAAUUUUAUAAUUUCAGAACAUGGUGAUGAUAAAUGCCUUAUUUUUUUCAUCUUCGUGAUUUUAAGGCCAAUGUGAAAUUUAAGCCUUUUUCCUUUUCUGCCCCACAUUUCCUCUCAUCUUUAAAAAACUUACAAGAACCCUUUCAUUUACAUCUUGAUUCAGGUUAUGCUGUUCACUUGUGGUUGAAAUGCAUUUAUCUGGAGAAAAUCAUGCUGCUAUUAUAAACUUUCUAACUACUCAAAAAUUAUCUUGAUACUGAAUCAAAGACUUUUAAAUAUGUGAUCAUUAGAGUAGGUAAUCUCUAAGGUUCCUUCCAGUUCUACAAUUCCAUGAUGAUGUGAUAAUAAAAUGAAGUUAUAUCUGCAUAAUCUGAAUUCACCUUAACCUUAAGAGAAACCAUUUACUGUUUGAAUCUACUGGUUGAGUACAGUAUCUGAAAGAAAGUCAACAUAAAAAUCAAUGAAAUAUUUGUAUUCAUUCUUUUUUGAAUGCCUUGGUUAUAGUUUUAUUAUUUUCUUGAGUUUUCAUCUAAUUUACUGCAAGCUUUACAUAGCUUCAUUGAUGGUGUAGGUUUUGACUGCUUUUUUUCUUACAUUAUAAAUUAGAUGAAAAUUUGUGAAUAAAAAUGCAAGAAAAUCUCUUUAGUUUCCAUUUCAUUAGCAAAUUGCCUUGUAAUUUUCUCCCAGUACUUCCACUACUGCUUAUACAAACACUGUAUUCAUGUGAAAAGUUUCGUUGAAAACUUUUUUUAUAGCGAUAAGAAGUAAAAUAAUUUGUGAAUGAUAAGAACAAUAAUUACAUACAUAAGUGAACUAAAAUGUUUUGCCAUGCAAUAUAAUGAAUUUAUCAUGUUACUUUUUCUCACCAAGUUACAAACUAUAUGUAUGAGUCUUCAGAGGGAGUCUAGGUUCUGCACUAUGUAACAGAAUGAGAAUAAUGAAAUUAAGAUAGCAUGUCUGUAUUUGAUGGAUAAUGUCAAUUUUGUUUUAAUACUGUUUUUCAUCUAAGAAAAACACUAUUUUAGAUCUGAUUUAAGAAUGAGUUCAAGUCUUUAGUUUCUGUUGAUUGUGUUAGUUAAAUUAGUGGUUCUACCAUGUAAACAUUUCUUCACUCUGAAAUAUCUUGGUGAUGAAAUAAUGUAUACAACUUUUAAAAUAAUUAAAUUUAUUACUAUUUUUGUCAUCUGUUGAACAGGAAUGUAAAAUUUAAAUUCAUAUUACUUUAAUCAUGCAUUCCAUGUGCCAAUAUAUAAGGGUAUCAUGUUAGUGAUCUUAGGAAUAUGGCUCUUUUCUUCCAUCAGUGCAGGCACCCUAUAUAAUGGUAAUUUUUGUUCAAAGUGCUACAUAUUAAUAUUGGGUUCCUUCUGCUGAUUUUACAAUAAUUAACGAAUACAACAACUGAAAGAACAGAAAAAGUGAGCCCCAUAUAUAUGUAUGCAUGCAUACAUAUAUGUGCAUAUGUAGGUGUAUAUGUAUUUGUGUACAUACAUAUAUAAAUAUAGAUAUAUAGAACUAGGGCUCUGUAAAGUGAGAGGACUUUUUUAACGAAGGCAAGGCAAAACAGCUUUUAAAAAUACAUCUUCAUAAACAGGUAACUGGCUAAAAGAUCAAAUGGAUAUUUUUACUGACACUAAUAAAAGGGCAUUAGGAAGAAUGAUGAACAUAUUCCUUGAAGAUCUUUUGGAAAUUUUAUCAUGGUUUAACAAAUGUUUAAGUUCUGACUCCAUACUUGAAAAGUGAAACUUAAAAAUGUUCAUGACAUACUUGCUUACAUAUUCAUUGAUAUUUUGAAAAGUAAUGACAUGAUCUCUGAAGUUGUCACUUUUUUCAUACCAUUAGAGUGUAAGCUCCUUAAGGGCGCAGUGAAUUAUGUCUUUUGCUUUUAAUAUGACACAGUGAAUAAUCACAUAUUGACUCAUUCUGCCAGUUCAGAAACUGUCAUGUUUUUGCCAAAUUGAAACUUGACAUCCUUUGCUUUUAUGGGGGGGGGGAAAGACUGUGGAGUGUUGGUAAUUGAGUGUGUAUUAAAUACAAAAUGAUACAGUAUUUGCCUAAGUAUUUUCAUAAUUUUUAUGUUUCAAAUAGAUUUCUCAUCACCAGUUUUUAACAUUGAUGGCUACAUUUGGAUAAAAUUAACCCAAGCAUUUUCAUUCUUGUUACUAGCCUCAUUUAUUUCAUAAAAUCUCUUAUCCAGAGCAUCUUGUUUGAAAAGUAGUUUCUUUGUAAAAAAAAUUAUUUUGAUUUUUCUGACACGUAGGCAGCCCAACUCUCAAAAUAUGUAUUAAACUCAUCAGCAUGUACUUUA